Osmerus eperlanus (European smelt) is the source of this 1510-nucleotide messenger RNA. RefSeq names its product transcription factor A, mitochondrial (gene tfam). NCBI's taxonomy places the organism in Eukaryota, Metazoa, Chordata, Actinopteri, Osmeriformes, Osmeridae. Bases 182 to 1075 code for a protein of 297 amino acids. The transcript is spliced from 7 exons. The record is from RefSeq and is a predicted model, not a curated record. Gene Ontology annotation, molecular function: DNA binding, bending.
AGGCACCGCGACAGCGAAGGCGCCUUCUGCAGCUUUAUGCCUGCAUGGGUAGGUCUGGAGGAUACGAAGGAACCGAUCUCGAAAGUUGCUUCAUACAAAAGGACUAUCUAUAAAUAGUUCCUGGGACUAUAGUAUAACGUCGUCUGUUCGGCAUCUGAAACACCUGGUUAAUAGUGUAGUCAUGGCUCCAUUAAUGUUGUUGUCAGCAAGUGGCGGUAGCCUUCUGGCUAAGUCCUUGGGUUUGUGCUCUAGUUUUUCCAGCUUUGCAAGGUGGACCAGUGCAUUUCCAGCCACCAAGUGCUUCUCCACAACCUCAGGAGGGCCUCCGAAAAGACCCCUCAAUGGAUAUAUGCGAUUUCUGAACCAGCAACGACCAAUAGUCCUCAGGCAGAAUCCAGCUAUUCAAUUUGUGGAUAUCACCAAGAAGGUGGCCCAGCAGUGGAGGACACUGAGUCCUGAGCAGAAACGGCCUUUUGAGGAGGCGUCAGCGGUGGAAAGAGAGCGUUUCAAAGUUAUUCUGAAGCAGUACCAGGCCCAGCUAUCCCCAGCCCAGAGCAUUGCCCUGGCAGAGGAGAGGAGAGAGAAGCUGGCUCAAAGGAAGGCUGUCAGAAAGAAAAGGGAGUUAAACAGGUUGGGGAAACCCAAGCGUCCCCGUUCAGCCUUCAACAUUUACAUGACAGAGCACUUUGAGGAGGCCAGAGGGAUCACUUUUCCGAUGAAGAUGAAGACACUGUCGGAGGACUGGAAAAAAAAGACAGAUUUUCAGAAACAAGUGUACAUGCAGCUCUCAGAGGAUGACAUGGUGCGCUACAAAAAUGAGAUCAAGGCAUGGGAGGAGCAGAUGGUGGAGAUUGGACGAGAGGACCUGGUCAGGAGGAAGUGGUUGGUCAGGACAAGGGCUGCGGUAACAGGGGACACUGGAGUCAAAAAGAAAAGAACUGUCACCAAGAAGAAGACUGUAGCCAAGAAGACUGUAGCCAAGAAGACUGUCGCCAAGAAGACUGUCGCCAAGAAGGGCUCUAAAGUAGUAAAGAAGGUGGUUACUGUGAAGUCUGCAGGAGGGAAGAAGGCCUAAGUGAAGAAACCACAUCAGACACAAGGUCCUAGCCUCUAUACCAAAGUGGGGAUGAUUGAGCUAGAACUACAGUGCUUAGACCCAUCAGCUCUUCACAUAUCUCCACUCAUGUGUGUUUGUAAGGGCCUCUUGAGUUUUGAUGUAGAACAAUGCCAAGGAGUUGGUCCACUGGAAGCAGUGUUGGAUGCGUUAGGAAGUUACCGUCCCGUACCGUUUUUUUUUUCCUCGGUUAAAGUACCUACUAGUUGUGCAUAAUCUGUCAUACAUUGUACAGUUGGCAUCAUAAACUGAGAAAUACCAAGUUGAGUGUAUAAAUACCAAGUCAAUAACAUUUUCAACUGACAUUGCUUGGAAAAGAAUCACAAAAUGCUUUGUUUCACCAUGCUCUGUAUGAAAUGCUUUGUUACUGUAAUAAAGCAGUUGUCAUUUCAAUAA